Neoarius graeffei (lesser salmon catfish) is the source of this 3114-nucleotide messenger RNA. RefSeq names its product zinc finger protein 408 (gene znf408). The transcript is spliced from 5 exons. The coding region runs from base 289 to 2319 and encodes 676 amino acids. The record is from RefSeq and is a predicted model, not a curated record. NCBI's taxonomy places the organism in Eukaryota, Metazoa, Chordata, Actinopteri, Siluriformes, Ariidae. Gene Ontology annotation, cellular component: nucleus.
GAGGGUGGAGUCAGGGAAGUGGCUACAUCUACUCAGAAUGAGGGCCUGCUGGAGUGUGUGAAAGAAUCUUUCCAUAGUGUGCUGAGGUUAGUGCCCUGUGGACUGACUUUAGGGCCCUCUCUAGCUAAAGAUGGGCAAACGGGGUUGUGGUGUGUUGGAUGGGCCUUAAAGUCUGGAACUCUUCUGGGGCUGGAAGAUCCAGACAAACUGCCAGGAAAAGAAGAGACAGCCAAAGUGAAGAGACACCUAAAAGGAGCUAAAGGACCAAUUUCAGACAGAACAUACUGGAUGAGGUUUGCUGCUUGUGCUCCGAGUGAAGAUCAGAGGAAUGUCAUGGUACAUGAGGUGGAUGGGAAACCGUGUUUCAGGACCUGUAAGGACAUCAGUCAGGGAACAGAGCUCCUGGUCUGGCCAGAAGUUCAGAAAAUUCUCCAUGAACCUUUGAAGAAUAAGGUAGUGACCAUAACAGAAGAACUCUCCAAUCAGGAAGUGCCACAGAGGGCAAGAGAGGAUAAGUCACUAAAGCCUGGUUAUGUAAAGCAAGGCUCUGAGGGCGAAGCAAAACAGCUGAAGGAUAAACAUCCAGCCAGCCAUGCAGAAUGGAAUGUACUAGAAUGCAGAGAUAGUCACGAAAAAGAAGUGAUGAAUACAUGUGGUACUGAGAAGCUGGAGAACAUUGCUGGAGCCACAGCACUGGAGCUAGGAAAAGCGCCGGAGCAUGUUCAAGUGGCUGUGAGAUCCAGUUGUCGCCUGGCAAUGAAACCCCGCAUAGUACACUCACUAAGCAGCCGUUUAAUCAAGCAAUCGCAAGGGCAAAGAAGUGGGAUUGGCACACAUGUUACCAAAAACUCUCAGACCAAACAGGCUACAACUGAAAAAGGACAAGAAAACCAAGGGAUCUCACUCCACAAGGAGAACGCUAACUCAGAUGAUGAGCCCAAUGAAGGGUCUGUGAAUGUGCGAAGAGGAAAAGACGGUUCUCAAAACAUCGAGAAUUUACGAGAGCGCAAGUACAAGUGUGAUGAGUGUGGAAAAAGUUUCUUCCAGCUUUGCCACUUAAAAAAGCACAAGCUCACACACACUGAGUUGAAGCCAUAUGCUUGUACAGAGUGUGGAAAGUGCUACAGAUCUAAGGAGAGUUAUCAUGCCCACUUACUCUUGCACGAUGGACAACGGCCUUACAAGUGCCACCAUUGUGACAAGAGCUAUGGUCUGAAACGUGACCUGAAGGAGCACCAAAUUCUACACACAGGUGAGAAACCAUUUGUGUGUGAUGUGUGUGCCAAGGGUUUUGCACGACGGCCUUCUCUGCGUGCCCAUAGGAUGGUCCAUGAGGCCAAAUGUGUCCCCAGGAUCAAAUGCCCAGACUGUGCCAAAGAACUUGCCAACCAGAGCUCUCUUAGGAUCCACAUGCGUUUGCACACAGGUGAGCGGCCGUAUGCAUGCCCACGCUGUGCCAAGUGCUUUCGCCAGCAUUCCAACCUGCAGGGGCACCUGCGCCUCCACACAGGUGAAAAGCCCUAUGGGUGCCCGCACUGUGAUCUCCGUUUCUCACAGGCACCUGAGCUGAAGCGGCACCUGAUUUACCACACAGGCGAGGCAUACCUCUGCCCUGUGUGUGGUAAGGCACUGCAGGACCCACAAACUCUGCAUGCCCAUGAACGUCUGCAUGCGGAUGACAGGCCAUAUAAGUGCCAGGAUUGUGGGAAAGGGUAUACAAUGGCAACCAAGCUCCGCAGGCACAUGAAGUCACACCUGGAAGAAAAGCUACACAAGUGUGAGAUAUGUGGAAGCAGAUACACAUUGAUGCAAAGUCUGCAGCGCCAUCUCAGAGUACAUGCAGAUCGGAUGGAGGUUGGGCACAUGGUGCCAACUAGAGGACGUCCCAGAAGAUCGAGCCAUAAAGUGAGGGAACAAUGGGAUGGUGAUGGAGGGAAGCAGAAAAAGGAGCAAGCUGUUAUUUUUGUAAACACACUGCAGGAUUCCAGAAUGACACCUCACUCUGAAGAAGUUGUUACAAAAUCCGAAGGAGGUUUGGAACAAAUGGAACUCAGUCAGGACAUUAUUGAAAUUGUCGUGUCCACUGACAGUACUAAGUGCAUUCUGGUUCCAGCACAGGAUACUAAUGCUGAGUGUAUUUUAUUACAACAGCAGGAUGCUAAUGCUAAGUGUACACCAGUGGAGAACCAGGACGAGAAUACUAAAUGUAUUGUUGUGGAAGAGCAGACUGAGAACAGUGACAUGGUUGUAAUAGAAGGUCAUGAUGAACUAAACUCAGUGGCAGAGACCAUUGAAAUAGAGAUGAGAAUUGAUGACUGAAUAUGUUGAGUUUUGUCAUUGCUCAAAGGCCUGCUUCCACAUUUUGUUAGGAGGUUAUUCAGAAAUGGCAGCAUGUGAGUUAAAGACAUUAGUAAAUAUUAACUCAUCUGUACACUGAACCUUGUCAUCACCGUUUGUACCAGAUCUGGACACUGUGUACAAAACAAAUCUCUGCUGAAAAAUUAAUUGUAAGUAGGAUUAUUAGUGCUCCAACAUUAGCAAUUUUGUAGGGUAAUUUUUCAGAAUUUAGUAGAAUUAAUCACAGAUUGUAUAUUUAAACCCAUCAUGUAUAACAUGAGAUUCUCAAACUCAAGGAGGUGCCAGCGAGGCUGCAUAAAAAUCUUUAAUUUUAUCUACCUACUAACGUUUGUCAAUUCCUCAGCCAAAUCAAAAAAGUGGCAUGUGCAGUAGAUUUCGUCUGAAUAUCGAAAGCUAAAUCCACUGAUGCUUUAUUUCUGUGUAAUUUAUUUUUCCACUUAGACCAGACACUGAUUGUCAAACAGCACACAAGUUGGGGAAUUGCUGUUCAUACUCAGCCUGAAGAAUACAAGAAAGUGAAAGAUGCUUUUUACUAAAAUAUUUGCAUGAUGACUUAAACUUCUUUCAAGUGUGACUGAUUGCAUAAUGUAUCUUCUGGACAAUUUUUAAUCAUCUUAUUCUGCCUACUGUACCCUAGCCAUCCUCACAUUAUUUAUGACAUAUUUGCACUGACAGAUGUCAUUAUCAAAUCAUGUCUGGAGACUGAAAGCAUCAUGGAACAGCAUUUCUAAAUAUAUCUGUAAAUUUUUUCUUUAA